CAUAAGGACAAUCAUAUGUGUUGCUGUCAAAGUCAUGCAUAGUUUUAAUGCAUUAUUGCACUUUAAUUGUGUUGUGUGUUCAAAAUCUAUACAGUGGAAUAUAUAACAUAUUUCAGUAUAGAAUUUUCUUAUUUUCAAUUAUUCUCCCUUAAGUUUAAUAUUGGAUAAUGAUUAGUGAUUAACUUUAUUUGUACCAUAUAAAAUAGUGUUUGAUGUAAAUAAAUAUGUCGGUACGAGACAAGUGGGUUCGCCGGUUUUCUAUCGACGAGACGGCAAAACAUAAAAACGGUUUUACUAUUUACAAGAUAACAUCCGUUCUCUUUCCACUAGAAUCUCCAGAAGCAGUGACAAUAAUAUCAGUAUGGAAAAGGUAUAGCGACAUACAACAGCUGCACAAGUCGAUGAAGUCACUACACAGUGGACUACAUCUCAAAGGGACAUUCCCGCAGCUAGCUAAAAGCAGUUUCUUUAAAAGAUUUCACCCAGAGGUAAUUGACGAGAGAGCAAAGACAAUAAAAGCCCUUCUAGAGUUUGUCGCGGAACAUAGGCUUUUAUUCACUAGCACUGAUUUUGUUAAUUUCCUUCAGACCGGUUAUCCAGAACCGGAUCCGAAGCCUUCAGGAGUGAUCAACGCGAUACGAUCGUCUCUACACCUGCCGAUAGAGGAAACUCCACCACUCGAAUACCAGACAUCUGAAGAUGAAGCCAGGAGUCCUACCACACGAACCGAAACCGCAAACAAUGCAGUCCCGGCUACACCGACAGACAUCGACGUCUCGCAGAUACCGAUAUACGAGGCGGCCGACGUCGAAAUAAGGGAGUCGCCCGAGACCAGUCCGAAGCUAUCCGAGUCGGACAGCUUCGAAUCCAUAAACUCCAUAGAAAGCCUCGACAGCGAGCUGUUCGAGGAGCUCGGCAAGCUGACCGUGGAGCGCGGCGCGCCCGACCUCAUCAGCUUCGACGCGCCGUCCCGCUCCGACGCGCCGGGAGCGAGCGAGACGGAGGCGCAGCUGUGCGAGCGCCGCGGGGACUUCCCGCGCGCCUUCGAGUGCUACAAGGCGCUCGUGGGGGACAUGCUGCGCGCCGUGCGCGCGGAAACGGACCAGCAGACUCGGGUGCUAAUGAAAGAGAAAAUAAACAAAUACCUCUCACACGCAGAAGCUUUAUACAAGAAUCAUCUUUGCAAUGAUGAUUUGGAUCCGCCCGCACCGCCCGCGCCGACCACGCCCCCCGCGCCGCCCCCAGCCCCCGCCGCCCCCGCGGACGCGGGCGCCGCCCCCUCGUCGCGCGGGGCGUGCGGGGCGCGCGGGGCGCACGCGGCGCUGCCGCUGCACGUGCUGCGCGCGGCGCGCUCGGAGCUGGGCGCGUACCGCGUGCUGGCGCGGCGCGCGCGCGUGCUGCUCGUGCUGCACCACCAGCAGCAGCACUGCCGCGCCAUGAAGGUCAUCCAAAAGAUCCCAAAAAAUCUAACGGAGCUCGACGAUUAUUUCCACCAAAGAUCCAAUGAGACGCGUCAACCGAUCCUCCCCACUCUCAUACCCUACAUGGUCCCCCUUCACGCGUACGUGGAGACAGACGAUCUCAUAUUUCUCAUACUCUCCUACGCACCCGGGGAGAGAUUAUUCGAUUACAUCAAAAAUUAUAGAAAUUCAUCUCCGAGUACGAGAGAACUUAAUUUGGAAAACGUAUUUCCUGAACAAAAUAAACGGAGCGAAGAUGUCGACGUACAAAACGACAAUAUCGAUUCAGUAGACGAUAUUAUUAAUAAAAGCGAUGUUUACGAUGACGUCAAUGAAAAUAUCGAAGGAAGGGAUGUUUUGGACAAUGUCGAUGUCUCAGUCAAUGAGUUAGUCAAAAAUUCUCAGAAACUUCUUCUAAAUGUCGAUAGAGUGCUAACGGAGGUACCGAAUAUAAGUAGUGUACGAAAAGAAGAGCUUAAAGGUGAGGUGGAAGAGGAAAAGAGAACGAAGAUGGAGAGAGAGACUGAAAAAAUUACAAUACAGAGUAACAUAUCUCAACCUAAAUCCGAGAUACCUCCAUCAGCUGUGUGUCGGUGGGGAGCGGAGAUACUCACAGCUUUGGAAAGCUUACACAAUUGUGGAGUUAUAUGGAGAGACCUGCGGCCGCGCAACGUGUUGCUGGGCGCGCGCGGACACGUGCUGCUGUCCUACUGCGUCGCGUACGCGGACAGUGACGUCACGCUCGCCGACCUCGCGCGCUCCGGGGAGAAGGAUUGUGUAUUCGUGGCUCCGGAGCUGCUGCAGCUCGGACACGACCCGACGGACGUCGCCUGCGACUUCUGGAGCUUUGGAGUUAUCAUGUACGAGUUGUUAUGUGGAUACCCGCCGCCGCCGCGCGGCGCCGCGCAGCCCGCGCCGCGCCCGCCGCGCGCGCUGCCCACGGACGCGCGGGAGCUGCUCGCGCAGCUUCUAACCUACGACCCAGCGGAGCGUCUCGGUUCAGGGAAAGACGGCAUCGAGGAGAUCAAACAGCAUCCGUACUUCCGGCACAUCGACUGGCAGGAGGUCUACGACAGCUGGAUCGUCCCGGACUGAUGAAACUACAUCGAAGUAAUAGGUUCACGUGACGGAAUAAGGAAUUAUAUUGUGAUAUAGAAGUAACCUCGUAUUUAUAUUGUUAUUGUAAAUAUUGUAAAGUUAAGAUUGAAGGGAAAUGAUUGGGGAGUGAAGUUUCUUAAAUUUUAUAUUGAGAAAUAAGAGAAGGCGUGCUAUGUGUAAGUUUUAAUUUAGAGUUUUGUCUGUUACGCGCCUCGGUGCUCUGUGAUGACGUCACGCAUAAUAGCAAGAAAGGUUAAAUAGACUAGUUAAAGUCUGACGAAUUCGAAACUCUUUGAAUCGUCAUUUUAAUUAAUUUUACGAUUCAGCGUUACGUUCUUUUCUACUUUAAAAUAUUUGUCUCCAAUAUUAGGCAGUAGAUUUCUUUCGAACAAGUCACAAUUCUGCUGAAAAGAAAUUGAAAAACUAAUAUAUAUAAUAAGGGUAAAACUAAACAUAAUACAAUUAUCAUAACUAUAAUUUACAAAGAACAUAAUGCUAUAAAAAAAAUAUUCAGUAAUUUUAAAUUCAGAAUAUUAACAUUUUGUUUGAUUAUAUUGGCUAUGAUUUUUUACUAUAAAUAAGUUCCUUCAUAAAAUGGAAAUGCAUUCCUUUAAAAAUUCUAGUCUUAUUUACGUUUUUUAAAUUUAAUUUAUAAUAUAUGAUUUUGUGAUUUAUUGUUUUGUAUCGGGCGAGAGACCCAAUUAUUGGCACUUGAGGUCAUCGUCUAAUUUGAUGAAGAUUUUUUAUACACAAAACGUACUAUAAGUAUUCACUGAAAGUUUGUGUUACACAGAUUUCUUAUGUAUUAAAUUAUAAUAAUAUUCGAUUUUAUGUAAUGCUUUUAUUGUACUUAUAUUUUGAAUGUCUUGGGAAAUAGUCUAAAUGUUACCGUAUUUUUAUGAUUGUAAACAAAGGUAAAACUUUAGAAAACUACAUAUUAUAUUCCUCGUUUAAACUACAAGCAGAAUAAUAGAUUGAGGUACGGAUAUUCUCCGAGAAAUCAAGAUAGCUAAAAAACACCAACAGCUGAAUGUCUCUUUUCAAUCACACCACUCGAAUUUUUAAGUGUUCAAAUAUUAAUUAUGUUGUUUUUGUGAGUUGUUAGAGUUCAGUAGGAAAAUUUAGUUCCUUGGAUACAUAAAAGUCCAAAAUAGAAAUAAUGUUUUAAUUUUUGUCGCGGUGCUGAUAAUUAGUGCAGUGGGUCCCAGCAUUUGGGUCUGCUACCUUAUAUAAAAAGGUUUUAUUAUUCAAAACUAUAACGAUACUAGAUAACGCGAUAAUCAGUGCUAAAAUUUUAGUUUAAUGUGUGUGUGUGUGUGUGUGAAAAUGUUCGUGUCUGAAAUUGAGACAUGAGUUAUAGUGGUUAUAACCCCCAAAAGACUACAGAUAAUUAUUUCUAACAUUCCGGUAAUUACCAGACUCCCGGUAAAGUAUGUAGGUACAUUGUACAUUGAAUUUAAUUAUUUUGUUUCAUUAUGGUAAAUAACGAAAAAUAUUUUUCUGGCUAAAUUAAUGAACAAAUAUUUGGUAGAAUAGCUUAGAAACACAAAUAAUUUUCUCGAUAAAUUCUUGAAAAACCGAUUCCCUUGACCUUUCGAUCUUAGUAAAUGAUUGACUGGGGGAAGAGUUAUUAUUUCUUUGUGGAUUAAAUACUCUUCAUAUAAAUUUUCUUUUCCUAAAAAUAAAGUUUCAAAAAUGUCAGAGAUUUAGAACUUAAAUAUUGCAGAUUUCCACAUAAUCUUUCACUCGGUAUAAUUUCAUAUUUUUUUUAUAAGUAAAUGCUUGUCAUAUAACAUAUAUCAGCUCCCAGCUACUCUUAGUUUCGCUUCAGCUACUUUCCGCGCCAAUGAUACCUCAUUCGUUGUGUUUUUUUUUUGUUUUUAAUGUAGGUAUUUUUAUAGAUUUAUAAUGUUGGUUCUUUUCGAAAUAUAUAAAUCAGUUUACUUACUACGAACAAAUGAUACUUAAAUGAUUAUAUUUUAAAGAACAUAUCGUACGUAUACGAACAAAUUUGCCAAUUUGCCAAUGUAUAGUCCACAGGCCUGUAAUUACAACGACUCACUCUCCAAAACGGAACAGCAAUGCAAAGUAUAUGUACCAUAAUAAAGAACGAUAGAUAUUACAUACAACAUAGUUUUACAGUUUAUAAUAUAUAAAGUCAAAUAUAAUAACGGAACUAUUAUAUGUAUUUGGGACAACUAACAAAGAAUAAACAUACAUUUAACAAAGUAUUACUUUAAAAUUAAUAAGACUGUCGUCUUAUUUAAACCUUGUUGAAACCAAAACCAAACAUAAAUACAGCGCCACGUGUCUAUAACUCACUAAAAACAUAUGAACAUAUUAAAUAAGGCAAUAAUAAAAGAUAAACAAAAAUAAAUGAUUAUAGAGUUCUGGUAAGGGACGCCCGGCAGAAGAGAACUUAAACUGUCGGAAAUACGUGAGUGCGGAGGAGCGCGCGGGGCAAGGCAGGCCGGCGCCGUAACGCGUUACGUAACGGAGCGGCUUACCCUCCAUAGGAAGGUGUCACUUCAAUACACGUAUUUUAUUUUUUAUUACUGGUGGUAAGUUUGAAGUCGCUAGUGAUCUUAUAGUAUUAGUUGAUAAUGUACAAUGUAUUUUAAAGUAUAUUGAUUACAAAUAUUACAAUAUUUGACGAACUUGUUGCUCUGGAGGCUCGAUAAGGUCGCAGAUCCCGUAAUCCUGGACUAAAACCCCACGUCGGGCGGAUUGAAAGUUUUUCCAUCUGGAAUUUAAAAGUGUGUACACUUCCGUGUCUUGCAAAGCAGCUAAAACUUUUGGUCUCAUGUCUGUGGUGCUAUUACGGUCAUAGAAGACCUACUUUCUAUCAAAUAUUUGUUGCGGAAUGUUGCAGUCGAUAAAUUCAAUCAGUAUUAUGGAGUAUUAUGCUACUGCAUAGGUCCAUAAUACUGAUUUAUAUUGUUUUGAUUUGAUUUGAUAUCAAGCAACAAAUAGUUGAUAGCAACCGUUGCUAUACUAUAGCCGUAAUAGCACCACUGAACUCUUUCUAGUCGUAUCGUGAGAGGGAUUAGGCAUCUGUGUUUUUACACAACCUUGUGCAUUAUAAUAUGUACUUAGUUGACUGGCCUCCUUUGAUAUUGACUGUCGUGGCCAAGAUCAGUCAGGACGAGAUAAUUAAAAAUAAAAACAGUUUUGUGAGUGUUUUGACUAGAUCUGUGGAAAUAUGUGACUAGCUCUGAUAAUUAAAUAUAGUAUAGUUAUAGACGA
Molecule: messenger RNA, 5804 nt
Organism: Vanessa atalanta (red admiral)
Lineage: Eukaryota; Metazoa; Arthropoda; Insecta; Lepidoptera; Nymphalidae
Product: ribosomal protein S6 kinase delta-1
Exons: 13
Coding region: 225-2555 (776 amino acids)
Biological process (GO): protein phosphorylation
Molecular function (GO): ATP binding; phosphatidylinositol binding; protein kinase activity
Source: RefSeq, a predicted model, not a curated record